Messenger RNA from Acipenser ruthenus (sterlet), 4838 nucleotides. RefSeq names its product bone morphogenetic protein receptor type-1B-like. Gene Ontology annotation, biological process: BMP signaling pathway; cellular response to growth factor stimulus; dorsal/ventral pattern formation. The coding region runs from base 247 to 1848 and encodes 533 amino acids. The transcript has 11 exons. Gene Ontology annotation, molecular function: SMAD binding; ATP binding; transforming growth factor beta receptor activity, type I. Gene Ontology annotation, cellular component: signaling receptor complex; plasma membrane. The record is from RefSeq and is a predicted model, not a curated record. Lineage: Eukaryota; Metazoa; Chordata; Actinopteri; Acipenseriformes; Acipenseridae.
GUAACUGGAAUCUAGUCCUGCUCAGGAUCUCAGCUGCCCUUUUGUUGUCGUCCCCACAAGGUGUCCAACCGAGGUCUAUCUAGUGACAGAAGCAGUUUGUAACAGUCUUGUCUUUAACAUUCCCUCCUCUCAGGCUCUCACUGCUGACUGUUUGUGGAGGAGCUGACUUGGCUGCAUUGUACACUAUCUGAGAUCCGGGAAGGAUAAACCAGCACAAUAAGCAAUUGGAAUAUCCCUGCAGCUUUGAUGAUGGGUUGGCUUGAGGAACCAAGUUGGCAGAUUAAUAUUUCUUUGAUCAUGUUGCUGUCUCUACAAACCAAGGCAAACCUCUUGGAUGGCAUGCUGCUGAGGAGUUCAGGGAAGCUGAACUUGGACAGCAGGAAGGAGGAUGGCGAGAGCAAUGUAUCUGUAUCACCGAAGCAGCUCCUGCUGUGUUCCUGCCAUCAUCACUGUCCUGAAGACUCGAAUAAUAACACAUGCAGAACUGAUGGCUACUGUUUUACAAUGAUUGAAGAAGACGAAUCUGGGACUCCUAUGGUGACUUCAGGGUGCCUUGGAUGGGAAGGCUCUGACUUCCAGUGCCGGGACACACCAAAAUUCUAUCAGAGAAGAACAAUCAAAUGCUGUACAGAUGAAAAUUACUGCAAUAAAGACCUCCAUCCUACCCUGCCACCUCAAAAAACACCAAAUUAUGUUGAUGGAAAUAUUCAUCAUAUGGCCCUGCUGAUCUCAGUGACUGUAUGCAGUAUAAUACUGGCUCUGAUCAUCAUAUUCUGUUACUUCAGGUAUAAGAGGCAGGAGUCUAGGCCUCAUUACAGCAUUGGACUUGAGCAAGAGGAGAUGUAUAUCCCUCCAGGGGAAUCUCUGAUAGACCUCAUUGAACUGUCUCAGAGCUCAGGCAGUGGAUCCGGUCUCCCUCUACUGGUUCAAAGGACAAUCGCUAAGCAGAUUCAGAUGGUGAAGCAGAUUGGUAAAGGUCGCUAUGGAGAGGUGUGGAUGGGGAAGUGGAGGGGGGAGAAGGUGGCUGUCAAAGUGUUCUUCACCACCGAGGAGGCCAGCUGGUUCCGAGAGACUGAGAUCUAUCAGACUGUACUCAUGAGGCAUGAAAACAUUUUAGGUUUCAUAGCAGCUGAUAUAAAAGGAACAGGAUCCUGGACCCAGCUUUACCUCAUUACAGAUUACCAUGAGAGCGGCUCCUUGUAUGACUACCUGAAAUCCACCACACUGGACACCAAGGCAGUGCUGAAACUGUCAUUCUCCUCAGUCAGUGGACUUUGCCACUUACACACCGAGAUCUUUGGCACUCAGGGGAAACCAGCCAUUGCUCAUCGAGAUUUGAAGAGCAAAAACAUCCUUGUCAAGAAAAAUGGAGCAUGCUGUAUAGCAGACUUGGGGCUGGCGGUUAAAUUUAUCAGUGAUACAAAUGAAGUAGACAUCCCUCCAAACACCAGAGUGGGCACUAAACGUUACAUGCCUCCAGAGGUGCUGGAUGAGAGUCUUAAUAGGAAUCACUUCCAGUCCUACAUCAUGGCUGACAUGUACAGCUUCGGGCUGAUUCUCUGGGAGAUAGCAAGAAGAUGCGUGUCAGGGGGUAUAGUUGAAGAAUAUCGGUUACCUUAUUAUGACUUAGUACCCACUGAUCCCUCUUAUGAAGAUAUGAGAGAAGUGGUCUGCAUCAAACGGUUAAGACCAUCGUUCCCCAAUAGGUGGAGCAGUGAUGAGUGCUUGAGACAAAUGGGUAAACUGAUGACAGAGUGCUGGGCCCACAACCCUAAUUCUCGCCUCACAGCCCUGAGAGUUAAGAAGACCCUUGCAAAGAUGUCAGAGUCACAAGACAUAAAGCUUUGAUUCGACCAAGGAGUUUGAAAGGAAAGGCAUAUGUCCGAAGAGCCUCUUUUUCCCACCCCCAUCCCACCCCAAUAAUGAUGGGCAAGAGGCCAGACUGCAGAAUCAUUCUGAACUAACCAGAGUGCUGGUGCCAUAGCCAUCAUGGCAGUGAACUGAGUCCACUGAGGAGUGCUGCAUAAAGAAACUAAUGGGAGACUAAUUCACCCAAAAUUGUUUGCUUGAGUUAGACAAUACAGUUUCAAGCAAAUGCUGCUUUCCAUUAAAGCCUUAAAAAAAAUUCUGUUGGUAAGAGACUGGCUUACAUUCAUAAGACUUAAAAAUAAUUAAGUACUGUUACCGAAUGAAGAGGUAAUGGUGCCUUGCGAGAGAAAAAGAGAGACUUGACAAUCUGAAGAUGCACUCAACUAUGGUCUUGGUUUAAAUAGUAAGUUAUAGCUCUUCUUACUAUGGUAUUUGUUCAUCUUUUUAUUUAUUCAUUUCAUAAUUUAUUUUACUAGAUCCCUAGUUAAUGCAGUGUUCUAACUUACUAGACCGUACUUCUACAUGCUCUUGUCUCACAUACUUUGUUAUAUAACCAACAUGAUGCAUAUUCAGUACUAUUAUAAAGGUUUAGUAAGUCUCCAGUUAGUUGCACUGAAACAGAAAUGUCAAACAUUCACCUGAAUUUUUCAUAUAAUAAUGUAGGUGGUGUAUCAAGCUAAUUAACUUUGCGGUGUAAUUCAUUAUUUUGCGUAAAAAAAUAGAAUUAUUCUAACCUCUACACAAAAGAGUGUGGUAGAGGUCAUAAUAAAAUGGUGCCUCAAAAACAAAAGCAUUCCCCACUGUAGUCAGUACCAUUGUCUAUCAUCUUCAUGGGUGAAAGUGGCCAAUUAUCAUUUUGACUGAAACUCCUGGGUGUUGUACAUGCUCGGAGUUGCAUUCUGAGCCAUUGUGGACCACUUUCAGAAGCAAAUUUGAACUUGACUUUGUAAAAAAAGAAAUUCAGAAAUGACUUCACUUACAACUUGUCAUUGAUAAAUCACACAUGAGGCUAGUUAACAAACAGUUUUAAAUGUAACUCAUCAAUCCUUUUAAAUUUAUGCCCAAUUCACAUAAUAUUAAUUUUAUAAAACUUCAGUGGCAGAAAUCACUGAAUUAACCAUUUAUAACAUGAUCCCAUCCUAGUACAAAUGAAAAUGCUUGGAGGUUUAGACCAAUAAAGUUUAGAACAGUGUUGGCAAUAAAAGGCAAAAUGUGUUUAUUUCACUUUAAUAUCAUGCUUUGUAGUUUUCCAGUCAGAUCGUUGUAAUUUGUAAUCCAUGGUAACACUGUAUCAAUUUUCAAGAGUCACCUAGUAUAUUCAGCUAAUAUUGGAAACCCAACAAACCACAAAAUAUAUGUGAAUACAUUAAAUGUGCUCAGAAGGACAUUACAUCUGAUAAUCAGCACAUGUCUAUUUUCAUCCCACAUUUACAUCCCAGAAAUUCUGUUUUGAAGUCGGAUACCCUGUAUUUUUUGUGAACAGUAUAUUCAGGGUUUGAAAUUAAUAGUGGCCCAUAGCCACCAAAUAUUUAUUUGGGUCUCCAAAAUUGCACCACCAGUAGCCCGUGCACCUAUAGCAAUCUCUAUUAGCUGAAUUACUACAAAGGCAGUAUCCUGACUGAUUUCAAUUCCGCUGCUGUCAUUGGCAGUUUCAAAAGCUACUCAAAGUCAGACUUAAAUCUUCCAGUCAUUAGUUGCUAUUUCAAGUGUGACUCAAACAAAAUGGAACUGAAAAGUGGCUUGUAAACAUUUGUGAUAAGGCUACAUUUUUAUAAUACUGCAGUUUAUGAAUUUGACAAUCCUAAAACAGGAUCAGCACAGCUGCUUUUGAUCCCCAAUUUAAAACAUUUUUGGCAGCAACAAUGAUGCUGUCUAGUUAAGAAUGUGCAUCAAUCAAUCAACCUUUAUUUAAUAUAGCGCCUUUCACAAAAGCAAUGCCUCAAGCGCUGUACAUUGCUAAAACAGAAAAUACAAGCAGGAAAUACAAUAAUCACAAUAAAUGAAAAUACAGCAACCCAGACUGCCAAAUAGGGAACUCUACUGCCUCAAGUUGUUUCAGAUUUGUGAAGUGAGUCAGAAUCGGGGGAUCCAGAUGCAGGUACAUCAUUCUACUCGCUGUCCAACAUGGGCCCAAAGUGCAAGGGAAAUGUUAUAUAUAGUGUUCAACGUUGUGUUUUUAUUUCAUGUUGUGAUUAUAUAUUCUGUAUGCGGAAUGGAAUCAAACGAAUAGAACCAAAACAGUGAGUUUUUUUUUUCAUUGUACAAUGCCACCUUUUCCACAUUAAUUUUAUUUGAAGUGUUUUCAUUGGGUUAUAUUUGACAGUUUUCACUUGCUUUUUCAGCAAAUAAAAUAAAAAGCAUAAUUAAACCUCACUAUUACUUGAAAAUGUGUAUUUUGUCACUUUGUUUGUUGUGAAGAAUAGACAAUGGCAGGGAUUAAAAAUAAAUAAACAAUGUGAUUUCUACUUUUAUGUACUGUUUAUGCCUACAAAAUGAAAAACAUUUCACUUAAAACUAACGUAAGGCUUUUUUAAAAACCUACUGCUUAACGUUGCCCUGUCCUUGUAGCACGCAGCCAAAGGUUCCUGCAUGUCUGAAGAAGUCAUAACAAGCUUUUUUUAUGAUUCAAAGAACAGUUGUGAUCUCGGGCGCAUUAGUUGUUUCUACUUAAAAAAUGCUGAUUUUAAUCAUAGGUGCGAACUACAAUCAACCCAGCUAAACACUGGUUCUAAUCCCCCAAACUUCUCCUCUGUGGGAUGUAGCCUGCCCUGUAUAUUAAUGUCUGUAACCUGUAUUUCAUUGCUCAGAGUUACUAGGAAUCCUUCCACCUACCCGAGACCUGUAUGCUCACCUGCAGUAUUUGUUGUUCAAAGAUUCCACCUGCAGAGACCUGUAACUUCACUUACAGUAUUGUAUGUCAUUGCAUUCUGUACUGUCUUUGUUCCUGAAUUAAACUCUUUUGAUUGAAA